AUGGCCGUAGAAGCUUUUCUCACACGUGGACAAAAUGUCAAAACACAUGGAGAUUUAAUUUACAUUGACGCAGAUAUCAAUGGACAAAAAGUUAAGGCAAUAUUCGACACCGGGAGCGAGAUCAAUAUUCUAAAUACCUCUAUUUAUCGUCAAGGUUUAGGUUUACCUGCAGAUAUGAAUCAUAGGACCCAAUUGAGAGAUGCCAAUGGGAAUCUCGGAGAACUUGCUGGAAUAAUCCAUGCCGCCCCUAUCAACAUUGGAAAUAUUCAGACAUUACGAACUGUGCUUCUAAAUGAUCAGGCACCAUUUGAAUUAUUAUUAGGACACUCUUGGCAAACUGUCAACAGAGUGGGUCUUUCCGAAAGAAAUGAUGGGACCUAUCUAACAUUUCCUAAUCCG
Messenger RNA from Suillus subalutaceus, 399 nucleotides. RefSeq lists its product as uncharacterized. Lineage: Eukaryota; Fungi; Basidiomycota; Agaricomycetes; Boletales; Suillaceae. The record is from RefSeq and is a predicted model, not a curated record. Gene Ontology annotation, molecular function: aspartic-type endopeptidase activity. The annotation marks the transcript as partial. Gene Ontology annotation, biological process: proteolysis. The transcript has a single exon.